AUGUCUAACCCACAAGAUCAUUAUGGCACUCCUCCACCACCAUCUCCCUCAAAUUCAUCCUCAUCAACUCCACCCAGUGAAUCUCCAAAACCUAGGUUUCGAAGACAGAAAAUACUUUCCCGAAAAACUGUAGCAUCUGGGGCUCUGAGGAAGGUUUUAAACGAAAGGUUGAAAGCUAGCCAAGUGAAAGAAAACCCAGCUCAAAAUUCCGAUUCUAACUCUAAGACUAAAUAUUUUAGAUCCGCGACUGAGGGAGAUGGACAUGGGUCUUCUGACUCUGAUAAGACUCAAGAAUUCCCUACUAAGGGGGGAAGUGGGUCUGGGGAGGCUGCUGAGGGAUUGGUUCAUCUGAGCAAAAGGAGAGAGGAACCCGUUUCAUCUGCUGAAGAUACCCUAGCUAAUCUACUGAAAAGGAUUGGGGCAUGUUAUGACCCAAAGAAACGCAAAACUACCACACCAAAAGCCCCAAAUGUUCCCAAGCCAUCCCAGAAAAGAAAAGCCUCAUCCCAAACACGUACUGCCUCUUCAGUGCCUAGGGGUAGAGCUACAAGAAGCAGGGUAAAACAAAGUGAAGCUGAUCUACAAAAGGCUUUAGAAGAAAGCAAGAAAAAGUAA
Molecule: messenger RNA, 615 nt
Organism: Nicotiana tabacum (common tobacco)
Lineage: Eukaryota; Viridiplantae; Streptophyta; Magnoliopsida; Solanales; Solanaceae
Source: RefSeq, a predicted model, not a curated record